Messenger RNA from Aspergillus campestris IBT 28561, 1885 nucleotides. RefSeq lists its product as uncharacterized. Bases 1 to 1815 code for a protein of 604 amino acids. The record is from RefSeq and is a predicted model, not a curated record. The transcript has 2 exons. Lineage: Eukaryota; Fungi; Ascomycota; Eurotiomycetes; Eurotiales; Aspergillaceae.
AUGGGUAUUCCGCGGUUAACUCGCGUUAUAAGCCCAUUCUCCGAGCCGAUCCUACUCGAUGGCAGAAAUAUCACGCCACAAGGGGAAUUACGAUGUAUCCAAUCUGUCGUCAUUGAUGGCCCUAGUAUGGUUUAUCAUGUUUUUUCACGAUUAUUAGCCUGGAUGGACCCGAGCGUCCAGUCUCAGGAUGCUCAGCCCACUUGUGAUGAGCGAGAGACACGUGCGCUUCGGCUUGAGCACUCUAGAAAGAGACUUGAAACUUUCCAAUCUAAAUUCAAAACCUGGGCUCCAUCAUCGAGGAGAGCUCAUGGACGCCGUAUUGUCGAUUUUGCAAACGUGCUACGAAGCCGAACUGUAACUGCGAGGUACAAUGACUUUCCACACAAUCCUUUCAUUGUUCCAGCAGUUUUUGAAGACCUCAAGUCUCGCUGGGAUCGGGCCAGGAUUUCAGAAGUGGUUGAUGGCAUUUUCCAAAAGCCGCUGGCCCUUGAUUGCGCAGAUUUCCCUUGGGCAGACCGAACAGUAAUGGUCCCAGGGGAAGCUGACAGCCAAUGUGUUUACAUGGCGAAUAACACGGGCUCGUCCAUAUUGACGAAUGACUCUGAUCUAAUCCUAUAUGAUCUCCACUCAGCUGGAUCCGUGGUGUUUCUGGACUCUAUUAAUUUAUCUGACUGCAAUACAGGUACAUAUCCGGAUAUGCAAAUCAAAGCUAUGGGAAUAUGUCCAGCCGCUGUUUCCAGCCGCCUUGGUGUCAGCGAUCUUUUGUUUCUAGCUUACAAUUUGAGAGACAAUCCAAAUAUGGGGUUGACUGGGCUCAUUCAAUUAUCCAAAACCACGUAUGAGACUCAGUCAAACGACCCACGGUACCUCCUUUUCGCUGGUGAGUACAUUGGCACGAACUUGGUGUACUUUCCUGGAGAUUUAAUGCACGCUCUACCCCAAAAUCUCGACGCAAGGGUUUCAGAGCUAUUUUGCCAGUGCAAAAUACAACAUGCCGGCAUCUCAGAUGAAAUACCACACAUGUACUUGCCGAUCUUGUUCGAAGACCAUAUGAGAAGGUGCGGUUGGUGGGAUAGCCGUCUUUAUAGGCGCCUUGGAUACUCUAUCUUGAAUGCUACUCUCUCUCCAUCGGAUAAACAUGCUUACAUCUACGAGUAUGUGCGCCGGGGAGGAAGAAUAAUCCGGGACAGGAUAUCACUCGAGGACGAAGAUUGGAUUGCCGAAGAGACACAGGCUUUUUUGAGCCGAUAUCGAUCGGUACAGAGCACAGUUGGAGGAGACACGAGCUCCCCAUUCUUUUGGAGAGUAUUGGCGCUGUAUGAGUUAUAUGGCCCGGGAAGAGCAUCCGCCUUUCUUAGUGCUGAACAGUUGAGCCAGUUUCUGAGGUUCGGCCGCAUGGGUGUAGCAGUAGGGUGGGUUGAUGUCCAUCUCUCUGCACAGAUCCAGUCAGUUCUUUACUCCCUCAGAAUUCUCCAGCAAUUGAAUGGAAUUUUUGUGGCCUCAUCUGGUCAUUUGGACUGUUUGAAAUCCGUGCUUGGCGGUCUUCCACCCCUCCAUGUUAUCACGAGAUCUUUGCAGGAGAUAACAAAGGAAUGCCUGUCUGGAUUUGCCGUUGAACAGCUACUCGGUCAACUUUUUCCAUCCUCAGAAGACAAUGGUGUUACUGCAAUCCCACUGCCCCAGGAAGCAACGCACUGCCUUGGUGAGAAUGACACCUCGGCUGUGGCAGUGAACAGGCGGGCUGGGUCUAGUUUAAAUCGGAAAGUACCUGAGAAGAGACACCGCAACAUGUUUGAGCUUCUUUCGCAAGAUUAAAAUAACACCUCAAUUCUAUUUACUCUUUCAAAAUUUGGGAGGCUAUAGUCAUGCUGCAUUUAUGUAUGCC